This is a messenger RNA of Hydatigera taeniaeformis, 765 nucleotides long. The record is from the annotation of a GenBank genome assembly. Lineage: Eukaryota; Metazoa; Platyhelminthes; Cestoda; Cyclophyllidea; Taeniidae.
AUGCAGAAACACAAGUACAGUGAUUUGGUGGAUCCGUAUCAACAGCAUCAAUCACAAUGCCUCUACGAAACUUGGUCAACUGACAACCGGCCCUCCACAUAUCAUGGCCGACAUCCACGGGGGGAUAUGUUUCAUGCACACAGCUACCAUAACUACCGUCAACGCUACAAUAUGGAAAUUCCGGCUAGCACUCUCGAAACUACCCAUCCACAGUACUAUCCCCGUCGCAGCCGAUCUGGACGUCACCUUCGGGCUACGCGUUCCAUGUCUGAUGAGAACGACUGUUUUGAGGGUAGAGAGAACCUGACUCGUAUACCCAAUUCCACCGAAAGUACGGAGUCAGAACGGCAGCAAAACUCUUUACAUCAACCACUUUUCGCCUCCACAAAAUCAACUCUCGACCUAAGGACUGAAGAGUCCCAUCGAAGGGGUCGCCAUGUCUGCCGAUGGCAUCGAUCCUCCCCUUCACGUCAGUAUACCAACUCAAGGGUUUCUCUCAUGCGUAGAAGCAAGUCUCUCGGACGAUCGCACAACCUCACACUCAUCUCCUCCUCUUCCAACGAUGAGGGUAUUUCGAAGGCUUAUUUCCAGCGUCUUCAAGAACGGGAACAGUCGAAGGAUCAGUUCUCUGGCGUGGGAGAUGUGAUGAAUCAGGGGUUUUCGCGAAGGUGGCGCCAAUUUAAGGUUCCCCUCAGUUCCAUGGACUGCAGUCCCGACUGGAAGCAAAGGGAACAACACAGGAGUGACAAGUUAAGGGUAUACUAA